AUGGCUUCGUUGCUGGCUCGCAGGUCGUUCAAUGCUCUCCGAGCUCGACAUCUCGUUUGUCCAGGGCAAGCUUUACAGGGACCUCAUCUCUGUGGGCUACAGUCCCGUGCUAUAUCCUAUGGCUCCAACAAAGAUGAUGAAGAAGCUGAGCAACUUGCUAAGGAGAUCUCCAAGGACUGGAAUACUGUCUUUGAACGGAGCAUGAACACCCUAGCUCUCACUGAAAUGGUCCGGGGUUUGUCCUUAACCCUCAAGUACUUCUUUGAUCCAAAAGUUACAAUCAAUUAUCCUUUUGAGAAGGGUCCAUUGAGCCCUCGCUUCCGUGGUGAACACGCCCUUCGAAGGUAUCCUACUGGGGAAGAACGCUGCAUUGCCUGCAAACUCUGUGAAGCUGUAUGUCCAGCUCAAGCAAUCACAAUAGAGGCAGAGGAGCGAGAAGAUGGAAGCCGAAGAACCACUAGGUAUGAUAUCGACAUGACAAAGUGCAUCUACUGUGGUUUUUGCCAAGAAGCUUGCCCUGUUGAUGCAAUCGUUGAAGGACCCAACUUUGAGUUUGCAACCGAGACUCACGAGGAACUUCUGUAUGACAAAGAGAAGCUUCUUGAAAAUGGAGAUCGGUGGGAGACAGAGAUUGCAGAGAAUCUGAAGUCGGAGAGCCUAUACCGCUAA
Microthlaspi erraticum is the source of this 669-nucleotide messenger RNA. NCBI's taxonomy places the organism in Eukaryota, Viridiplantae, Streptophyta, Magnoliopsida, Brassicales, Brassicaceae. The record is from the annotation of a GenBank genome assembly.